Molecule: messenger RNA, 6720 nt
Organism: Apodemus sylvaticus (European woodmouse)
Lineage: Eukaryota; Metazoa; Chordata; Mammalia; Rodentia; Muridae
Gene: Ntrk2
Product: neurotrophic receptor tyrosine kinase 2
Exons: 13
Coding region: 215-2017 (600 amino acids)
Biological process (GO): synapse organization; protein phosphorylation; homophilic cell-cell adhesion
Cellular component (GO): neuronal cell body; plasma membrane; axon
Molecular function (GO): protein binding; axon guidance receptor activity; ATP binding
Source: RefSeq, a predicted model, not a curated record
AAAUGGUGAGAGGAGGCUCAGACCAGGCUCGCGAAUGGCCCGCAGCGAUCAUUUAACUGCACCCGCACAGCAGUUAAGGCUUGUCACUCGACCCUCCGGAAUCAUCUCACGUGUCCCCACUGAGACUCUAGGGCUCUGCCGGAGCCCGGCCUCUCGGUAGCUGGAAGCACCUCCUGCCUCGGGCAGCGCGGGUGCAGGGUACACGUUGGCGCACAUGCGCGCGCGCACACGAACACGCGCAAGCCCUGAGGUGCGCACCGAUAUCGAUAUCCGUGAGGGUUUAGCGGUUCUGCGACCCAGAGUCCAGGGAGAUCCACCGAGUGGAGCCUGGCGUAUAGGACCAUGCAGCCGCCUUGUGGCUCGGAGCAGCGGCCCGCGAUGUCCCAGCCACUGUGAACCAUUUGGUCAGCGCCAACCUGCUCAGCCCCAGCACCGACAAGGCUCAGCCUCUGGUACGCUCCACUCUGCGGGAGGCCACCAGCACCAAGCAGCAAGAGGGCGCAGGGAAGGCCUCCCCCCUCCGUCGGGGGACGCCUGGCUCAGCGUAGGGACACGCACUCCGACUGACUGGCACUGGCAGCUCGGGAUGUCGCCCUGGCCGAGGUGGCAUGGACCCGCCAUGGCGCGGCUCUGGGCCUUAUUCUUGCUGGUCUUGGGCUUCUGGAGGGCCUCUCUCGCCUGCCCCAUGUCCUGCAAAUGCAGUGCCACUAGGAUUUGGUGUACUGAGCCUUCUCCUGGCAUCGUGGCAUUUCCGAGGUUGGAACCUAACAGCAUUGACCCGGAGAACAUCACCGAAAUUCUCAUCGCAAACCAGAAAAGGUUAGAAAUCAUCAACGAAGAUGACGUCGAAGCUUACGUGGGGCUGAAAAACCUUACAAUUGUGGAUUCUGGCUUAAAGUUUGUGGCUUACAAAGCGUUUCUGAAAAACAGCAACCUGCAGCACAUUAAUUUCACACGAAACAAGCUGACAAGUUUGUCCAGGAGACAUUUCCGCCACCUUGACUUGUCUGACCUGAUCCUGACGGGUAACCCAUUCACAUGUUCCUGUGACAUUAUGUGGCUCAAGACUCUCCAGGAGACUAAAUCCAGCCCCGACACUCAGGAUCUGUAUUGCCUCAACGAGAGCAGCAAGAACACGCCCCUGGCGAACCUGCAGAUACCCAAUUGUGGUCUGCCAUCUGCUCGUCUGGCUGCUCCUAACCUCACGGUGGAGGAAGGAAAGUCUGUGACCAUUUCCUGCAGUGUAGGGGGUGACCCACUCCCCACCUUGUACUGGGACGUUGGGAAUUUGGUUUCGAAACACAUGAAUGAAACAAGCCACACACAGGGCUCCUUAAGGAUAACGAACAUUUCAUCUGAUGACAGUGGAAAGCAAAUCUCUUGUGUGGCAGAAAACCUUGUAGGAGAGGAUCAAGAUUCUGUGAACCUCACUGUGCAUUUUGCACCAACUAUCACAUUUCUCGAGUCUCCAACCUCAGACCACCACUGGUGCAUCCCUUUCACGGUGAGGGGCAACCCCAAGCCAGCGCUUCAGUGGUUCUACAAUGGGGCCAUACUGAACGAAUCCAAGUACAUCUGUACUAAGAUACAUGUUACCAAUCACACGGAGUACCACGGCUGCCUCCAGCUGGAUAAUCCCACUCAUAUGAAUAAUGGAGACUACACCCUAAUGGCCAAGAACGAGUACGGGAAGGAUGAGAGACAGAUCUCUGCUCACUUCAUGGGCCGACCUGGAGUUGACUACGAGACAAACCCAAAUUACCCUGAAGUCCUCUAUGAAGAUUGGACCACACCAACUGACAUGGGGGAUACUACGAACAAAAGCAAUGAAAUCCCCUCCACGGAUGUUGCUGACCAAAGCAAUCGGGAGCAUCUCUCGGUCUAUGCCGUGGUGGUGAUUGCGUCUGUGGUGGGAUUCUGCCUGCUGGUGAUGCUGCUUCUACUUAAGUUGGCGAGACAUUCCAAGUUUGGCAUGAAAGGUUUUGUUUUGUUUCAUAAGAUCCCACUGGAUGGGUAGCUGAGAUAAAGGAAAGUCAAGGCUGGGGCUGUGGUGCUUGGUGCUUGACGCCCGCCCUGUGAGCUGAACUCUGGGACUACUGUUGCCUAUCCCAGGAAGUGCUGCUUGUUUGGGGGUGUCUGGUGGAAAUGAGUAUUCUUCGAGGAUGUCCGCAGCCUGCUUGUUGUGAGCUGUGACUGGGGAACCCCAAGGCAGAGGCAGGGGUCAGGCAGCCGAGAAGCAGCGGAAGAACACACUUAGAUUCGCCUUCUGUUCUUACAAUAGUUCAAAUAUAGAAUCGAAGUGAAAUCUCAUUGGACUCUGCCUCUCUAAUGAAAAGUGAGCUGUUUGACCGUAUGGGAAAUGUGCUGACACUAACUGCUUCUGUUUAUUAAAGGUGAUUUGCAAAUUAAAAACUAUGCAUCUAUCAUCUAUCCAUCUAUCAUAUAUCUGUCUGUCAUCUAUUUACCUACCUCUCUAUCAUAUCAUUUCAUAUCUAUCUAUCUAUCAUCUAUCUAUCAUCUAUCUAUCUAUCAUCUAUUUAAAGUCAUAGCUAGGUUGAAGUGCACACUAAAAGUCUAAUCCUUACAUAACACCUGUUUCAGCAACAUUUUCUGUCCUCUAACCCUUGCUGACUUCUGUGAUGUCCACCUACAACCUAGUGACUGAUAGACUUAAGGACACACUUAUGGUGUCAUUAAUAGGUUCUUUGUUUUGCUGGCAGCAAAGUCCCAAACGCUUAGCUUAGGUGUCAGAGCACAUAAAGCCAACAGUUGCUUUUAAAAUCCUCGUGGCAGGUAGAAUGGAGCAGCCCCGGGGACUCCACAGGGCCAGAGUGUGGACUUGAAUUAACCAUGGUCUGAGAAGAACUAAUGGCAGAGUAUAUGCAUAUAGGGAUUAAAAUCUUGUCCCUCCCCAUUGCCCUCUGCUAACCACCUGCCCUUUAGAGGUUUGCCUAGCUCAGGAGAGGGCCUCACAUCUCAUGCUGUUUGAAUUACAGAGCUGUAUCUCUCUAGUGUGAAUAGGCCUGCAAGCUGAGCUGUUGGCCCGCUGUGAGCCAGCGGGAAAGCAUGCUGGGGACAGUCCCUGCCCUACUGCUGUGUCCUGACCCAGCAGCAAAGAGGUGGCGGGCUGCUAAUGAAUGCAUGCUUUAUAGCUGUCCCUUCUCUUGCUGAAAGAAUAGCCUCUUAGCUACCAAUCCCUGUGGCCCCCAACCACUCCCCACUUGCAUCUCACCCAAGCACCCCUCUCUCCUUCACUUUGUCCUGGAAGUGGCCUUUGUGGGAUCUGUCCCAUCUGCACCAGGCGCCUCUUUGUCCAUCCCCUCCACUCUCACUUUAGGUCUCCUUCAGAGCCAGGCUGGGAUAUUUCAUUUAAAAACCACACUCCGCUCUAUGACACACUCACACACAGAGCAUAGCUAGAGUGGAAACUUAUUAACAUUCCUUUUUUGAAAAGUAAUUUAUCUCUAAGGAUUUAUAGGUUUUUCUCUUAACAAUCCCAGCAUAUUUGGGAACUAUUUUGAAUCUUCUGUAAGCAUGUUCAUCAAUCUUAAUAAACCAGAGCCCAUUUAGGCCCUACUUGACAUAAGGCGGAUACUGUGCUGUUUUAUACUGAGCCACUCUGGCUUUGCUCCACUUGGGUCUUUUUGUAAGUCUGUGGGUUAUAGUGUUUGCACUGGCCGUCCACACUGCUUGAGAGGGCCGGACUCUUCCGCAGACCUCGCAAAGGCUUUGUCUGCAGGUGCACCGUGGGUCUCGGCACAGAGAGCCCUGAACACCCCCACUGCCCAGUUUGCUGCAGCUCAGUGACAGAUCCUGUCACUACUGAGAUUUCUGUCUUUCCCAAAGGUGUGAGGCCAGCAAAUAGCAGGUAUCUUGACCCCUGAAAGGAAAGUGAAAUUCAAACUGCCAGCCAGGCACGGUGUGGCAAACACUCUUAAAUAUCGGCCAUUUGGCACCAAAAUCAAAACAAAACAAAACAAAACAAAACAAAAACCUUCAGCUUUGAUGUUGUUCCGUGGGGGCCAUACGAGGAUGAUGGAUUAUUUAAAGGUUAUUUUAUAAGUUCCUCGACCAGAAAGAAAAAAAAUGGGGGAGGGAAUAAUGUCAGUUAACUGCUAGGAGAAAUAUAGUAAUUUUUUGUUCUAAAGAAGUGGACAGAUAAGGAGGUUUAAUAUCAAGCGUCGCUUGGCUUGGCGUCCUCCGAGGGAGGAGCAGAGCAGCAGGCUAUUAGAGAAUUGCUUCUUAUGGCUCCUGUGUUCGUUGCCUUUCUUCUUUGUGACCCCCAAGGACUGCCACCAGCCACACAGCUUUUCUUUCUUAUACUCUUCCUUUUAUCCCUGGCUUUCUUUUGUCCCCUAGAAGAAAUCUGCUCCUUGAGGAUUCACAACGGCAUGUAUUUUAUUUUUACAGAGCCAGGAAGGGAGAAGGGGCAUUUUUUUUUUGCUGGAGUUAGGUCUGUGGCUCUCUGACAGGAAUUGGCAUUACAGUGCCAGGCAAGUCUCCACACACACAGUGGUCCAGGUGAGCCAGCACCUGCCUAACCCCCAGGAGUAGCUGUCACGAAGCCAGGAACAUCCCAGGGAGCAAGGACCCAAGUUUCCAAAUCUUAUUCUCCAGGGAAGAUGUGAAACCUGGAUUUUUAUAUGAAACAUACCUAUUUUUAAAAAGUUGGCUCAGUUAUUUUUAAAACAUUAUGUAGGCCAACAAAGCCUGCCUGUGGGCCGCCAGUCUGUUCCUUCUGUCUUAGAGAGAGACAUUGUUCCCCACUGUAUCUGUCUGUCUUUCCCUGCAAACUCUCUCUCCCUGCCUACCCCUGACAGCUGCGUUAAGCAAGUUCUGACAUGAACUUCAGUCCAAAGAUGCACAACUGUCUGUUACCCUGUGACUCCCACCUAGCUGUGACCCCAGGCCCUGUCACCUUGCUGGGUUGUUCUUACAGCCCUGUCUUCCCGCCAGUCUCCAAGCACAGAGCCAUCUUGGGUCUUAGCAAGCACUUUCCUCUGUUUUAUCUGACACAAAUCCCUUCUCUCUAAGUUCCAUGUCUUCUAGACUCUGAGGAGAGCAGAAUGAGAUGAAAGGCUCCCUCCCCGAGCUUCAUGCUGUCCUUAGUGGACUGAGGGCCUAGAGAGCAUCACCUCAAAGAGAUAUGGUUCCCCAGCUUGUUGACCCACCAUGGUUGGAUCUCGGAGGCCCUCUCAAGCAACUGAGCUCGAGUAAGAAACAGCCAAGGCAUAACAGCCUCCAGCAUAGGAACAGUCCUCAGUCUGAAGAGGGCUGUCUCCCAGCAGGAGACACGAGCCCGGUAUUAGAGAGAGUCAGCUUAGCAGUUCCCCCUCCCACUCCUCCAGUCUCAGGCCUCCCCACAGCAAAGACAACUGGGGCAUUCCAUCUUCAUCUUGGUCCUCUGUUCUUCUGGGUCCUGAACUAGUAGCUAGGGUCUUGAAGCCUGGGUGCGAGAGAACAGGGCGGGGCACUUCCUUACUCCUGUUACCCCCACCCCCUAUCCUCAUCUUUCUAAACUGACCCCAUGAUAGACAGAGAAUGUUUUCUGGUUUUGUUGGCUGCUCUGCCUAAUUAUAACACACUCAUUCCACCCCCCCACCCCCCCCCCACCUCUUGCAAACUAGAUUCUCAAGCCUGUGCUGACUUCUCUCUGAGGGGGUGAUUCACACCUCCACCUGCCUUGAUGUAUUCUGUCUAGAAUCCCUCCCUUCGCUUCCCUCUCAUUCUUUCACACUCUAAUUGAAACUCACUUCAUCUUGUUUGGUCUAGACUCAUGGGGAGGGCUCUGUUGAAGGGGAAUGGUUCCUUGCAAUGCGAGCUCAGGAGGUGGCUGCCUCCAGCUGUGUGGGCUGUGCCAGGCACUCCGCUUUAUGAUGACAGAGCUCCUGGGAUCUGUAGCUCAGCAGAUCUGAUUCCAAGGAACCUGGUACAGAAACUGCCAUUAAGAACAUUCUGACCCUUUUGCAUACCCUCAAAAUACUUAGCAAUCUGUCGAGUUUACCUAAGGGCACCUGGGACAGCUGAGGACUCUCCUGAAUUUAAAUUGCUUUGGGGUGAGUGCUGCCAGGCUGAAAUUAGGUUGACAGAAUUCCCAGCCCAGAAAGUUAUAUGGCAAUGUCUGCUCCAGAGGCAGCUUCCCAGUGUGGAUAGCCAUUUGCUUGUUCUGGUCACAGAGGCAAAGGGACCUCCCUGCUACUUGAGCAUGACAUUGAUCAUCCACUCCACAUUUAAUCUGGACUCACACUUCAGGGUAGUCAGUGAUAGCAAAGCAACUCCCAAACCCACACUACAACCCAUUGUCUGUGUUCUGAGUCUUAGUUUUCUUUGGGGGAGGGGAGAAAAAUAUAUAAGAAGCAAAGCAAAGAACCAGAAUUUUCUCACCAGCUUAAUUUUAGCCAAUGCAUUCAUGAGCUCACAAACAAAUAUGAAGUAGCAAGAUAUUCUCAAGAAAGACAUGUCCCUGGGUUUCAUCCCUGUUGGGUCCAAACCCAUCUGCUGGAAUCCAGAGGCUGCUCGUGACUCACUGUUGGGCCUUCUUUUUCCCUAUAAUAUUCUGGGUUUUCAAGUCUCUUUUUCCACAUUUCCUGUAAACAAUGCAUCUCUUUUUUAAAAAAGAUUUUACUUUUAAGUGCUGUUUUAACAAUGUGGCUAGACUAUAAAUGUACUUGCUGAAUUCAUCCAUUUCUUUAACAAGCCAAUAAAGUUUUAUGAUUCAUC